GGGGGGCACACCCGCCGCCCGCAGCGAUGCUCCCGGCGCCCGUAGCUGACCGAGCCGCCACCGAGCCCUGUCCCACAGAAUGCCCCGGGCCCCGUCGGGCCUGUCGCUGCUCCUGAUGGCCGGCCUGGCGUUCGCCGCCACCCCGCCGCUCGAGGUCGUCUCCAGCUGGCUCUCGACGAGCGACCUGCAGUGGGCCGUCUGCUCGCCGGCUCGCGCCGUCGGUACGGACCCUGGGCCCCUCUGUCCGCCGCCCUGCCCCGCCAACAGUACUAAGUCUACUCAGUGCCUUUAUUAUUUGCAAGAAUCGCACAAAGAGGAGGUGUGCGGCCCCGACUUGGGCCCCGAGCGCAGGCGUGACGUGCUGCACGGACUCCGGAUGCGCCACUGCUGCGAGCACGCGGUCGACCAGGCCCUGCCCGAAGACGCUUUCCAGGGCGGACCGGCCUGUCGACACCUGCUGGACGCCCUCAUCAUGACGGAUGAUCUGGCCGGACGGAUCACGUGUGGACAUUCUCAGGUCCUCACCAGAUACGACUGCGGUCAGACAUACUCCAUCGCGCACCGCUGCCAUCACUGCAAGCAAGCAUACCGGCGGUGGGUGUGCAGUUCUCUGGUGCCUCAUUUCACACGCGCAGGCGAGCGCGUGCGGCCGUGUCUCAGUGUGUGCCAGGACGUGGAGCAGCAGUGCCCAUACCUGUUACCGGGGGACUGGACGAACCAAACCGUUCCGCCAGGGGAGACGGCUCACCCCACGCCACAGUACGCCGGGGAACCCACCUUCCUCUGUCUCGAUCCAAAUAUCCCGGAGACGGGUAAGCAGAGGCUCAAGUCCUCACGCGGAGACGAAGACUGCUGUUACACUCAUUGCGGCUCGCCGGGAAGGGGCGGCAGCGGCACCGCCGCCGAGGUGCUCGGAGUGUGCGAGCACUGCCCAGGUCGACCUAACAGGAACAACGCCACCGACGCCGACGCCGACGUCGCGACGUCGACCACAGCCGCCCCGGGCGCGGCCGCCGGCAGGACUUGUAACAAAGUGUCACUACUGUGGACCGCAUGGAUUAUUCUUUUAACAUUUGUAGAACACACGCAGACCAUUUAUAACACAUUACAAUGUUUGUUAGUUCUGUGCGCGACCAGUGUGCGGACGACGCUGCUGCUGCUGAUAACGACGUGGACAAAGACCAAGUGCGGACCGUGCUCAUAGAAUUAGGACUGUUAGGCGAUAUGUGUUCGUCCCGACGCCUGAGUGUGGUCUGCUCACGACCAACUACUUCGCAUUCUUAUCACAUGGAUGUGUUCAGUGCCCCUUUACAUCUUUCUUGUAUUUUUAUAUGAAGAAUCGAUCGCUUUUUUAUUUCGGAAAACUUCGAAUACGCCUGCUGCGUUAGUUCGGAGGAGAUGUGAACGCAAAAAGUGGCUGUUAGGUUUUUUCGAAACACGUCAGACACUAGCUCCUUUUCGAGAUUUUUUUAACGUCUGAUAGACUAUACCAAAACGAAAACAAUCUCUUUUCAAAUGCUGUGGACAUUUUCACGGAUAAUUUAUACAAAUAUAUACACGUUUUAAAAAUCCAACACCUGCAGACAGGGUGAUGUGCAAUUUUCUCACCACCACGAUCCUGAAAAUUGGGCUUUGAAAGCAAGCUAUUGUCUACAUAAUAAUUACUCUAUAUAAAAACUUAGAAAUUUUUCUAUAAUUAAUACUAAACUACUAAAAAAAACAAAUGAAGUUAUUUAAUACACAGUAUUUAAAUAAUUUCAG
Zophobas morio is the source of this 1761-nucleotide messenger RNA. RefSeq names its product Mid1 (gene Mid1). Lineage: Eukaryota; Metazoa; Arthropoda; Insecta; Coleoptera; Tenebrionidae. Gene Ontology annotation, cellular component: plasma membrane. Gene Ontology annotation, molecular function: stretch-activated, monoatomic cation-selective, calcium channel activity; protein binding. Gene Ontology annotation, biological process: calcium ion import across plasma membrane. Bases 80 to 1204 code for a protein of 374 amino acids. The transcript has 3 exons. The record is from RefSeq and is a predicted model, not a curated record.